GGGAAGAACCCGCUGCAUCAUGCCGCAUGGCGGGGACACAUUGACAGCGUUCGCCUGCUGCUGCAGAAAGGGAUGGACGUGAACCGCUGGUCAACGGGCGUGCACAACUACGGAAAGACCGCCAUCUUCUAUGCUCUCACGCGAUCGCGGGGGGAGGUUGUGGAGGUGCUGCUGGAGCACAGAGCGAGGGUGAGGAUUGUAAACAACAAGGGGCAGACCCCCAGGUCGAUCGCUUCCAGCCAUUUGGAAGACAAAUAUGUGGAGAUGAUC
Molecule: messenger RNA, 270 nt
Organism: Guillardia theta CCMP2712
Lineage: Eukaryota; Cryptophyceae; Pyrenomonadales; Geminigeraceae
Exons: 1
Molecular function (GO): protein binding
Source: RefSeq, a predicted model, not a curated record